Molecule: messenger RNA, 660 nt
Organism: Theobroma umbraticum
Lineage: Eukaryota; Viridiplantae; Streptophyta; Magnoliopsida; Malvales; Malvaceae
Source: RefSeq, a predicted model, not a curated record
AUGGUGGCGGUAUCGGGAAUGCCAUUGCCUAUGCUUUUAAACUUAGCAUUCAUGACCAUGUUGGCAACAAGAGGAAUGGCGCAACUGUUGCUGCCACCAUUUCCUUUUCGCCGAAGUCAGGUGUCCCAGGACUGGUACCUUGGCAGCCUGGAGAAGUACAAAAAUGCUGGUCAUCUCUUGCCAGCACAGAAGGAUGUAUCAUGGAGGUUUAUUCUUCACUCUUCCGUGGCCAGGUGGUCAUUAUUGGCCCUGCUUGUUGCCAGGCCAUUACUCAAAUUAAGGAUAAUUGUUGGCCUAAAAUGUUCCCCUUCAACCCUUUUCCCUCCAUUGCUCAGGACUUCUUGUUCAGCUACACCACCUGCAGGAACUUUGUUGAAUGACAUCAGCAAGCUUUCUGCGACAGAGUUAUUACCAGUGCUGCCCGGAAACGAAGUUGCAGAAUGCUGGUCUUCUCUUACUAACAGUAAUGGCUGUUUAUUGGAGAUUUUUAAGUCACUUUCCAGUGGUCAAAUUGGUGCUAUUGGUCCUGCUUGUUGCAAGGCAAUCACAGAAAUCAAAGACAAUUGCUGGCCUAAGUUGUCCCCUUUUAACCCAUUCUUCCCUCCAUUGCUCAAGAACUCCUGUGCUGAUAUCGGUGGCCCUGCACCAGCACCUAAGUGA